Aspergillus uvarum CBS 121591 is the source of this 626-nucleotide messenger RNA. RefSeq lists its product as uncharacterized. The transcript has a single exon. Lineage: Eukaryota; Fungi; Ascomycota; Eurotiomycetes; Eurotiales; Aspergillaceae. The record is from RefSeq and is a predicted model, not a curated record. Bases 139 to 417 code for a protein of 92 amino acids.
CUCGCAGGGUAGGUCACAGUUUUCACACUCUUAAUUUUCUCUUCGUACUGCUGUACGCGAUCACGGUUGGGAUGCUAACCUGCAGCAGAGAUUCUACUGGGAAAGACCUUUGAUCCGGUGAGCUCUGAUGUGUUCGCGAUGGGAAUGGCUCUGCUUCACUUGACUUUCGAUAGCAUGUCUACUAAAGACUUUCGUAUGCUGGCGUGGAGAACAGUGGUCGAUGCCGCCAAGCCAUCCAAGGUCAAACAAGCUUUAGUAGACUUGUUUGGUAGUGAUGUGAAUGAGCUUCCGCUAGAUCUGUUUGCAAGAGCGUUAUGCGAGCAAGAGGGGCAUGACGAAGGAGAGUGGAAGCGUCGUAUAACGGCGGAGGAGCUUUUGACGGAGCUAAGAGCGAUGAUAGACGGGGGACUGUGGUGAUUCAAUUGGUGCAUAGAUUAUACUGAGUAGUAACUACAAUCUGUAGAAUCCGGAUAUAUGUUUGCUUCGUUUGAGAGGGAAAGGCUCGACCUCGGCAUUUCCUAAUCGGGCGACUAGCCAGAAUGCGUACCGCAGUAUAGGUGCAGGUGCGUCAUGAUAUACUCGUAGUCCCAAAGUCUGUGCCUCUGUACCUUGGGAUGAGAAAGGUA